AAAAGACUGAUGAGGGAGGGAAGAAGGGAAAGUAGCCAGUAAAGGAGGAAAAGUAUUUACUUCCUUUGGCUCUUCUGUCAGAAAACUGAGCACAAAGAUACCUGGUUCAGUCAUGUUUGUGUCUGUUAUCGCGUCGUUCAUCAUCCUCACCCCCCUGACAAUCUCCAUGCCUCAGUCACCAUGUUCCCGCUGUUGUGAUGAUGACUUUCUGCAAGAUGAGACCUCUACAACCAUACCACCAGCCGCUCCAGCCAUUCCUGAAAUACGCACCUACAUUAACAUGACCAUCCUCAAAGGUGAUAAAGGAGAAAAGGGGAAAAAGGGAACCCCAGGCAAGCCUGGUUUGGAAGGUCCUCCUGGAGCUCAAGGUGCUGAAGGCCCCAAAGGUUCCAAAGGUCAAGCUGGAGCACCUGGAGCUCCUUGCAAGUCAGAGCACUCUAUGUUCUCAGUGGGCCGACGCAAAGCCCUGCACAGCACAGACGCCUAUCAGGUUCUCCUGUUCGACACAGUCUUCGUCAACAUGCCCGGCCACUUCGACAUGUUCUCCGGCAAGUUCCAAUGCAGCAUUCCAGGCAUCUACUUCUUCAACGUCAAUGUGCACACGUGGAACUUCAAAGAGACCUAUGUGCACAUCAUGCAGAAUGAGAAGGAGCGCACUUUGGUGUAUAGUCAGCCUGGAGAACGUUCCAUCAUGCAAAGCCAGAGCAUCCUGCUGACUCUCCAUCUCAGUGAUGAGGUGUGGGUGCGUCUGUAUAAGCGUGAGCGCGAGAAUGCCAUUUACAGUGAUGAUGUGGACAUCUACAUCACAUUCAAUGGGUACCUCAUCCAAUCCAUCGCUGACUAAAAGAAUCAGGGUAAUGAGAGGAGAUGAGUUAUGGUUGCCCCUCGGUAAAAUUCAUUUCCUGUAACGGGACCUUCACCAUUAUUUUAGUUUUUGCAAUUUGCAAAUUAGUUUAUAUUUAUUUUUUUUAUUAUUAUAUUCAUUUAUGGUUAAACUUACAUUAUAGCAGCUAUAAACAGUCAUUCUCUCACCCUCAAUUUCUUUGUUCUCUCUUGAUGUUAAUGAGACAAAAAGAUCAUAGCUAUCUAGCGAGCAUGACUUAUUCUACCAAGAAACAAAAGAAAGAAGUAGAAACUUCUCAGUCCUAAAGACGGGAAUGACGUGACAUAGUGCCUUAAACAUAAGAUUCCUUUUACAUGCUACAUGUUACUGUACAUCUUCUUACAAAAAAACAUCAUGUCAUCAAUUACAAACCCUUUUAAUUGAAUAUUCACCCUGAUAAUGAGCUGUAACUGCAAAAAUGAUAAAUGACCUCAUAAUGCAAACUAAUCCUAACCUUCAUCUUAACUUUUUUCAACCUCAUAAACCUCGCACACAUUGAAGUGCCACUGAUAUCUGAUGGUAUCCUGUGAUAGGGAAAUACAUCACAGGAUACAGUGCCACCAUUGUUCGCCUCGAGCAAGCCUCGAUUUUGUAACCAUGGCAAAUUUUAUGAAAGUGAAAACUGGCCUAUUCAGUCAACCAUUAAACCAGUAGCACAAUCAUUACAAAAUUAAAUAGGAAUUUUCUAAAAAAUAAUAAUAAUAAUAAUAAAAAAUACUUUAAUCAAUGAUUCACACUUGGCAAACCUCUUAUCUCAUCCAAAAACCUGCUAAGUGUGUGUGUGUGUGUGUGUGUGUGUGUGUGUGUGUGUGUGCCUGUAGAUAAAUGUUUAAACAGGAUGUGUGUGGUUUCUCUAUUUUAAGGUCUCUAACAGAAAGUGAAACAAAAAAGCGAGACAGUAAAGAAAGAAAAGCCUUUAGCAAGAAAGUAUUAUACAAUAUAUUUUGAUUUAAUUCUAAAUAAUUCUAAAAAAUAAAAAAAUGUUUUUAAUUGUAUAACUAAAUUUUGAUGAAAUCUGUAAGAGUUUUAUUUGAUCAUUUACACACACACACACACACACACACACACACACACUUUGAGUCAGGACAUGCCAGUCUUUCAUCACAAACUGUUUAAAAAGGAAGUUUUAAACUUAGCUGUUUCUUUUUGUGUAACAAUGCAGGUUUUAUUCUUUGUAGGAUUUCUGAACGGUGCUUAAAUGUAAAAAGGUGCUCAAAUAUUUUAAGUGAAUAAUUUGACUGCAACUUGGUGCUUAAAUGUUUUGCAGUUUAAUAUUGUCUGUUUGUUAUUUGUUGUAAUGUUCGUGUAUGUUGUUACACAUUAUCAUUGAAAAAUUUCUAAUAAAAUUUUU
Molecule: messenger RNA, 2234 nt
Organism: Clarias gariepinus (North African catfish)
Lineage: Eukaryota; Metazoa; Chordata; Actinopteri; Siluriformes; Clariidae
Product: complement C1q tumor necrosis factor-related protein 6-like
Exons: 3
Coding region: 113-844 (243 amino acids)
Molecular function (GO): protein binding
Source: RefSeq, a predicted model, not a curated record